Messenger RNA from Lagenorhynchus albirostris (white-beaked dolphin), 2710 nucleotides. RefSeq names its product chromosome 9 C11orf58 homolog (gene C9H11orf58). Lineage: Eukaryota; Metazoa; Chordata; Mammalia; Artiodactyla; Delphinidae. The transcript has 6 exons. Bases 160 to 867 code for a protein of 235 amino acids. The record is from RefSeq and is a predicted model, not a curated record.
AGCGCACGCGGCGGUGACGACAGUGGCGGAGAAGACCCGGAGAGGCUCUGCGUUGUGGAGUGGCGCUCCUUGGACUGGUGGCGGACUGCAGGCUGCUGGCGCCGCGGCUGAGGAGAACGGCGAGUGGGUUCGGCAUUUCCCGUUGGGGUCUCCGCAACGAUGAGUGCUGCCAGAGAGUCCCAUCCGCACGGGGUGAAGCGUUCAGCCUCCCCAGACGACGAUCUUGGAUCUAGCAAUUGGGAGGCAGCAGACUUAGGUAAUGAAGAAAGAAAACAAAAGUUCUUGAGACUUAUGGGUGCAGGAAAGGCCUCUCACCGUCGUGGCCUCUCCCGUUGGGGAGCACAGGUUCCGGACGCGCAGGCUCAGCGGCCAUGGCUCACGGGCCCAGCCGCUCCGCGGCAUGUGGGAUCUUCCCUGACCGGGGCACGACCCGACGUAGGGGACUCCCAACCACUGCGCCACCAGAAAGAACAUACUGGUCGUCUUGUUAUAGGAGAUCACAAAUCCACAUCUCACUUCCGAACAGGGGAAGAAGACAAGAAAAUUAACGAAGAACUGGAGUCUCAAUAUCAACAAAGCAUGGACAGUAAAUUAUCAGGAAGAUAUCGACGACAUUGUGGACUUGGCUUCAGUGAGGUAGAUGAUCAUGAUGGAGAAGGUGAUGUGGCUGGAGAUGAUGAUGAUGAUGAUGAUUCACCUGAUCCUGAAAGUCCAGAUGACUCUGAAAGUGAUUCAGAGUCAGAGAAAGAAGAAUCUGCUGAAGAACUCCAAGCUACUGAGCACCCUGAUGAAGUGGAGGAUCCCAAAAACAAAAAAGAUGCAAAAAGCAACUAUAAGAUGAUGUUUGUUAAAUCCAGUGGUUCAUAACUCCCAAACACUUAGUCUUUGUAUUAAAAGUAAGCCUUAUUGUUAUAAUGCACAGUGGAGGACUGCUUAUAGAGCACAGACCUUUGUAUUAUAAUUUUUAAAAAGGCCCUUUUAAAUAAUUACAAAGAGUGUUUGCUUUCAGAUGCCAUGGGUUACACUUUUAUGGGCAUGACUAUAACCAUUUUUGUAAACAGUAAGAGUUGUAUAAAAUAAGAAAUAAAUACAAUACUCAACUUCCUUUCAUGUUAGCAUCAUCAAACUUCUAAUACUACCUUUUUACCCCUUCAAAUACAGUUACGGGGGAAACAGUAUUUUUUGUGUGGUAGCUGUUUAUCUUUUUUUGUUCCUUCAUGUUUCUCUCUUAUAAAAGUUUAUCUGGUACUGUGAUGUGUUCAUAAAAAUAUUCUUUUAUUAUACUCUCUUAUAGUAGAACUAUUCACCAUGGAUAUUUCUGCUGCCAGUAACAAUCUAAAUUAAUGCUGGCAAAAGAUUAGGUACUUAGUUUACUCUUACUGAAUCAGCUCUACUCUUUUGGACCAAAGCAACAUGAGAGCAAAUACUUUUCACACCGGUUAGGAUGGAGUUGCAGUUGUCAUAUAUUUGGAAUGUUAUGAUCCCAAGCAGUCUUCACAUAAUUUGAAUGACACUGUACGUUAGAUUUUUGAUAAAAUUGGCCAGUUUUUACAGAAGAAAUUUUUUCUCUGAUCAUUUGGUCCUAUCUAUUUAGGAAUAUGUAAAACUGGAUUUUUUUUUUUAAGGUAAUAUGUGACCAAAGUUAAUUUUCUUCCUAACACCUAAAUAAAGAGAAAGCAGUUUCUCAUAUGUGGUUGUGAUACCUUUAUCCUCAUUAUCUGAAAAUGAGGAAUAGGCUUAUUGAACAAGAAGCUGAAACAAGAUAUUCUCUUCAUUUUAUCCCAGUGCUGUUAUCCUGAUUAUCUAAUUACAAAAAGGAGUAUUGCUGUAUGAUUUUAUCACCACUUCUGUUGGAGUAAGAUCUGACUGUUUAUUAUGUGGUUAAUUUGUACAGCAGAGUAACACAAACUGCAUUAUGGGCUAGUCAAUGAUCUUUGAGUAAUUGGGUUCAAAAUCUUAAUGUUUAAGUGACAUGUUCAAAGGCUUUGAGUUAAACCUUUUUGUUUGCUGAACUGUUACACAUCUAGAUACUUAAGUAUGUGUUUAAUGUGUUGUUUUUUUUUUUUAAUUCCUGUGUCAUUUUGAAGUUUAGAAUUUUCGAGGAAUGUAGCAAAUAGAACAAGCGAUUUCUGGAUUAUGCAAUCCAUCCUGAAAUUUUUUCAUGUAUCAGACCCCCAACAUUUCAUUUUUUCUUAUGUCUCACAUUGUUUUAUAAUAGGUGCUACCCUAUAUAGUAAAAUACUGAGUCAGUGACUAGUAGAAUGUGUAACAUUUAACAAAUAGUAUCUGGUUUAAACAAGUUUGGCUUUGUUCAAAUUUCAGUUUGGCCACUGAUUGAUUGUCAAAUAGCUAGUCUGUAGGGUUGCUUAUUACAACUAAUUUAAGUAGAAAGUGAAGACUGAUAUAUGUUUAAGAAUGGAAGAGGGAGAGACCAGUAUUAUGUUUUAAAAGGUAUUUUCAUCAGUUUAUUUAAAUAUGCUUGGUUAUUUAUAAGUCUUGGUUCUUAUGUGUAAAUAGAAGAGCCUCCUUCUAAAAUAACUACACUGGAAGACCUUUUUUCUUCAUCUUCAGAGAAAGAAAUUCUCAUUCCAAUUCAUAUAUUAUUGGACAUUAACAAAAUUCAGGGUUGGAAUAAAUUUAGGUCUGUUGGUCCAUGUGGCCUAGUGUCCCAGCACCACAUUAAAUAUCAUGGCUGUCUUUUAAGCAUGAA